GCGGUUUGGGUGUUCGUUGGGACAGCUGUUUCGGAGUGCUGGGCGACUGCGGCUCUUUCCUGGGCAGCAGAAGCGGCGCGGCGAACGAAGAAGCGGCUUGAGACUUCGGCGUUGGGUGAAAGAAAAUGGCCCGAACCAAGCAGACUGCUCGUAAAUCCACGGGUGGGAAAGCGCCCCGCAAACAGCUGGCCACUAAAGCUGCCAGGAAAAGCGCUCCCUCUACCGGCGGGGUAAAAAAACCUCAUCGCUACAGGCCCGGGACCGUUGCGCUUCGAGAAAUCCGUCGUUACCAGAAAUCGACCGAGCUUCUGAUCCGGAAGCUGCCUUUCCAGAGGUUGGUGAGGGAGAUCGCCCAAGAUUUCAAAACCGACCUGAGGUUUCAGAGUGCCGCCAUCGGUGCGCUGCAGGAGGCCAGCGAGGCGUACCUGGUGGGUUUAUUUGAAGAUACUAAUCUGUGUGCCAUCCACGCUAAGAGAGUCACCAUCAUGCCCAAAGACAUCCAGUUGGCUCGCCGGAUACGGGGAGAGAGAGCUUAAGUGAAGGCAGUUUUUAUGGUGUUUUGUAGUAAAUUCUGUAAAAUACUUUGGUUUAAUUUGUGACUUUUUUUGUAAGAAAUUGUUUAUAAUAUGUUGCAUUUGUACUUAAGUCAUUCCAUCUUUCACUCAGGAUGAAUGCGAAAAGUGACUGUUCACAGACCUCAGUGAUGUGAGCACUGUUGCUCAGGAGUGACAAGUUGCUAAUAUGCAGAAGGGAUGGGUGAUACUUCUUGCUUCUCAUGAUGCAUGUUUCUGUAUGUUAAUGACUUGUUGGGUAGCUAUUAAGGUACUAGAAUUGAUUAAUGUGUACAGGGUCCUUUUGCAAUAAAACUGGUUAUGACUUGAUCCAAGUGUUUAACAAUUGGGGCUGUUAAGUCUGACCAUGCAUCACUGUGAUAGAAUGUGGGCUUUUCCAAGGGUGAAGAUACAAGUCUUAACCACAGUGUAACUUACAGUUUCCUUAAAAAAAAAAAAAAAAAGUAAA
Messenger RNA from Pteronotus mesoamericanus, 1020 nucleotides. Its product is annotated as histone H3.3A. Gene Ontology annotation, molecular function: protein heterodimerization activity; structural constituent of chromatin; DNA binding. The record is from RefSeq and is a predicted model, not a curated record. Gene Ontology annotation, cellular component: nucleosome; nucleus. Bases 126 to 536 code for a protein of 136 amino acids. NCBI's taxonomy places the organism in Eukaryota, Metazoa, Chordata, Mammalia, Chiroptera, Mormoopidae. The transcript is spliced from 4 exons.